This is a messenger RNA of Sander lucioperca (pikeperch), 2104 nucleotides long. RefSeq names its product xylosylprotein beta 1,4-galactosyltransferase, polypeptide 7 (galactosyltransferase I) (gene b4galt7). The record is from RefSeq and is a predicted model, not a curated record. The transcript has 6 exons. Gene Ontology annotation, molecular function: xylosylprotein 4-beta-galactosyltransferase activity. Gene Ontology annotation, biological process: proteoglycan biosynthetic process; carbohydrate metabolic process. NCBI's taxonomy places the organism in Eukaryota, Metazoa, Chordata, Actinopteri, Perciformes, Percidae. Bases 575 to 1543 code for a protein of 322 amino acids.
UGCCGCUCGGAUGCAAAUACAGGUCGGACAUCAUUACAAUCGGCUUUCUGUUUGGUAGUUAUCCAGCGUGAAAUUACCGUUAAAUAUUUUCGCGGUCGGUUAUUGUCGUGUUAAUUUAAAAUGUCCAUAUAAUUCAAACGUUAACGGACACUCGGUGGCAAUUACAACGGACAGAAAAAACGUUGGUGAACCCGGAGCGGCGGAGUGUGUGAACCGCUACAUGCUACGUGUACAGUAGCUGUUAGCAGUUAGCUGUUAGCAGUUAGUAGCUAGUUAGCUGUUAGCAGUUAGCUGUUAGCUGUUAGCCUGUGGGAGGCUGUUAGCUAACACACAGAAACAUCAGAACAAGCCGGUUACAAACAUGGACUUCUAACUUCUUACUUUAAUGAGCUAAUAUAUAAAGCUGUAAAGUGCCGGAGGGGGUUGUGUGGAGUUAACAUGGAGGACAGUUUGAAAAGAAGAGUGAAAUAUUAAUUCACUGCUUCUGUGUUUUUGUUUUUAAGUUUAAAGUUUAAAGUCUCUGUUGUCGUCGUUUUGUCUUCGUAUUAAACUGGACUGAAGUCAGCGCGUGAAGAUGAUGUACUCAUCCAGAAGAAAGCCUGUCCUUUACUUCAAAGAGGAGAAAAGGUUCCUCUCUGGUAAAUGUACGGUCUACAAGCUGUUCGGCCUGUGCAUGGUGCUGCUGCUCGUCUCUCUGCUCUGGCUGCAGCUCAGCUGUUCAGGGGACAUGUCGGCCACCAUGCGUGAAGACAGGCGCCCCCCCCAGCAGCAGCAGCCGCCCUGCCCCGCGGCCAACAGCCAGGCGUCUGCAGCGGACGACCCCUCUUGGGGUCCUCACAAACUGGCUCUCAUCGUCCCCUUCAGAGAGCGCUUCGACGAACUGCUAGCGUUCGUUCCCUUCAUGCACGCGUUCCUCAACAAGAAGAAAAUCCGCCACGAGAUCGUCGUCAUCAACCAGGUGGAUCACUACAGAUUUAACCGAGCGUCUCUGAUCAACGUGGGUUACCUGGAGAGCGGUAACGACACGGACUACCUGGCGAUGCACGACGUGGACCUGCUGCCCCUCAACGACGCGCUGGACUACGGUUUCCCCGACGACGGGCCGUUCCAUGUGGCAUCUCCGGAGCUGCACCCGCUGUACCACUACAAGACCUACGUGGGGGGGAUCCUACUGCUCACCAAGAAACAUUACCACAUGUGUAACGGGAUGUCGAACCGGUUCUGGGGUUGGGGCAGAGAGGACGACGAGUUCUACAGACGACUGAGAAAAGCCGAGUUACAGCUCUUCAGACCGACUGGAAUCACUACAGGAUACAAAACGUUCCUCCACAUCCACGACUCCGCCUGGAGGAAGAGGGACCAGAAGAGAGUCGCCGCCCAGAAACAGGAGCAGUUUAAGGUGGAUCAGGAGGGGGGCCUGACUAACCUCCGUUACCAGGUGGAGUCCCGCCAGGAGCUGAGCAUCAGCGGCGCUCCCUGCACCGUCAUCAACACCAAACUGGAGUGUGACCAGAGCCUGACGCCCUGGUGUCUUCUGGCAUAGACGGCGCGCUGUGCGGCUUUUUUAACCGCAAGUACGAGUCCCGUCUGUCCACCUGGAGGCUUUAAUGUUUUUUUUUUUUUUUUAUCUAGUGGUGUAGCACAGAUCAAGCCGGGUCGCGGCUCUAUGUUCUUUUUUUGCUGAGAGACUUUUAACGGACGCAGACGCUCUGACCGAUCCGGACACCAAAAUGGGGAAACACGGUACAGACAUUGACUUAUUUAACCCCUACGCUCAACAGGAAUCAACAGGAUCAAUCAAACUACUAUUUCCUCAUCAUCAGGUACAUCUUCACGGUAUCUAAACUCCAGAUGGGUUUGGUACCUGUUCAACUGUUGAGUUGUGUCACAGAAACUGAACUGAUGUGAAAAGUCGACUGUUUGGCGUCUAAACUCAAACGUCGGCGGACGGAGACCGACUGUUACUCCAAACUGGACUGAAACAGACGGGCGGGGUCCAACCUGAGCUGUUUUAACUGAUUUCAUUUUGGGGGUUUAAAGGCGCUGACACACCAACCUGAUAAUCGUCCGUCGGACAGUCUGGCGAGGUCGGUGACUCGAGUCU